GAACACACAAAACAUAAGGCAAAGGAAAACCAGAAGAUGGCCUCCUCCUCUGCUUCCACUUCGGCUACUCUCACUCUAUCAUCGAUACACCUUCCUCAAGAACCAAAAUCAUCCCUCAUCUCUUCCUUCAGUUUCAAACCAAACCCCAAAACCAAGACUCUGGUUCUACAGUCGCAAUCAGAAUGCAUUAGACCCACGAAUUUGAAGUCCGGUUUCGGCAGUUUUACCUCUUCCAAGAAUUCUCCUUUUUUGGUUUCUGCGGUGGCUGCUGAAGCUGAUUUGGGUGAAAUUGAUGAGGAUGUUGAAGGUGGCAGUGUCGCUACUGCUCCUCCUCCUUCCCCUUCUAAACCUAAGAAAGGAAAAGCUGCUUUGCCUCUUAAGAGUGACAGGACUAGGUCAAAGAGAUUCUUGGAAAUUCAAAAGCUGAGGGAAGUAAAGAAAGAGUAUGAUCUCAAAACUGCAGUAUCAUUGCUGAAGCAAAUGGCAAGCACAAAGUUUACAGAAAGUGUAGAAGCACAUUUUCGUCUUAACAUUGACCCAAAAUAUAAUGAUCAACAACUCAGAGCAACAGUGAAUUUGCCCAAAGGCACAGGGCAAGUUGUUAGGGUUGCUGUUCUCACUCAAGGUGAAAAGAUAGAUGAAGCAAAAAAUGCAGGAGCAGAUAUAGUUGGAGGAGAAGACUUGAUAGAACAGAUUAAAGGAGGAUUCAUGGAAUUUGAUAAGUUGAUUGCAACUCCAGAUAUGAUGCCUAAGGUUGCUAGUCUUGGAAAGAUUUUGGGACCUCGUGGACUUAUGCCAAACCCUAAGGCUGGAACUGUUACAACCACUAUACCUCAGACAAUAGAGGAAUUUAAGAAGGGGAAAGUGGAAUUCAGAGCAGACAAAACAGGAAUUGUUCAUUUGCCAUUUGGGAAGGCGAGUUUUUCAGAAGAAGAUCUUACUAUAAACUUGCUUGCUGCAGUGAAAUCAGUGGAAACAAACAAGCCAACUGGAGCAAAAGGUGUAUACUGGAAAAGUGCACAUAUAUGUUCAUCAAUGGGGCCUUCAAUUCGGUUAGAUAUAAAGGACAUGCUUGAUUUUAAGCUUGCAUAGAAGGAAUAUGUCUAAAGAAUGUAAACCAUAGAUGUAAAUUAAAUCAUCUAAGCAAAAUAGGCGUAACAAUGGUUGAGAGAAGGAAGUGGAAGG
Lactuca virosa is the source of this 1185-nucleotide messenger RNA. The record is from the annotation of a GenBank genome assembly. NCBI's taxonomy places the organism in Eukaryota, Viridiplantae, Streptophyta, Magnoliopsida, Asterales, Asteraceae.